Molecule: messenger RNA, 4424 nt
Organism: Cricetulus griseus (Chinese hamster)
Lineage: Eukaryota; Metazoa; Chordata; Mammalia; Rodentia; Cricetidae
Source: RefSeq, a predicted model, not a curated record
AGAUUUUGGAAAAGAGAACAUUUCUGCUAGCAACUCAUAAGGAAAUAAUUUUCUAUCUGCUUGGGAUGAGAAGACCAGCUCAUUCUUAGAGUCUUCUGAAAUAAAAUUAGGUUGAAGACAAUAGGAGAAGAAGGGGAUGCUGAAAGUACCAAGCCACUUGUUCUGGUGGAUAGUUCCCAUUCUGAAACCUUCUAGGGGGCUAUCAAGAAUCACCUUAUUGGAAGAAAUUCAGGCAUGAAUAACAAAAGACACUUGGAAGAUUCCAACAGUAUUUGUGCUCUCUGCCAGAAAGGAAAAAGAGAACGAAACCCAAGUAAUUAUUUUAUCCAGAGGAUGGACAGGUUAAAUGAAUAUUCUCAUAAUUCAUUUGACCUACAAUCUCUAUUAAACUCCUUUCCUGGAGAUUUGGAAUUUAAGCAGAUCUUCAGUGACAUUGGUGAACAGAUGCAACAAAAUGCUACCAGCAUAGAGCAUUGCAUUGAAGAAAUACAAUCUGAAGUAAACAAACUCUGUCCAGAUGUGCAGCUGCAAACAACAAGUGACUGCUUCAAAUGGCUAACUAGCUAUAACCAUAAUUCAUCUAAGUCACCGUCCAUUCCCCAUGGAGAUUUGAUAAAAUUCCUCAAAAUAAUGAAAGAUUUAUUGAAUAAUGAAGAAAAUCAAGAAGAAAUGAUCCUGGAUUUACUCUGGGACCUUUCCUGUCAGAGCAGCAUCUCAUUCCUGUCGCCGCUAGGUGGGACCUCCUUCUGUUUCCUGUCCAGGACCUCUCUUCAUUCUGUUGAAGAUUACUCUUCUGUGGAUGUGAAGUCUGUUUGGGAUGAUGUAAGAUUACAUCUUCGACGCUUCUUAGUGAACAGGCUAGAAAGCCAUAAUGAGAUCAACAAUUCACAGCAAAGAGUUGAACUGAAAAAUCAAUGUAUGAAGCAACUCCUCCUGCUCUACCCAGAAUCAGAAGUGCUUAUCAAGUACCAAAACAUCCAGAAGAGACUGCUGGCUAAAUUUCUACAGAACUCCUUCCCUUCCUGCAAUAGAGAUUCAGAUUUAGAAGUAAUUGCUCAUGGAUACCAAAGUACAAUGCCCAUGUUAUAUUCAAUGAUAAAAGAGGACUUUAACAUACUAUGUGAAAUUUUAGCUCCCUCCUCAAUAGUGCAGUUCAUUAAAGAAACUUACCUGGAUACAGUUACAGAAGAAAUGGCAAAAAUUCUUGAAAAUUUUUGUGAGCUGCAGUUGAAAGAAAAUGCUGUUUCUGGAGUUAAAACAAGCAAGAGCUGCAGCAAACACAGUGGAACCGUGCAUGCUUUGGUCAGCUCUGCAUGCCCACAAAAGCCAAGGCGCUCUUCUCUCUCCUUAGAUGAACUCAAAUUCUUAUCACAGCUAACACAAUCCUUUCUGAAGCUGGAAAGCAACAUCCAGGAACUGCUUGAAGAAACGUUUUUAUUGCUUCAGAUGCCAAGGAAUUCUCCAGGAAUAUUGGAAAAAUCCAAUAGGGAAGCCAUGGUAGAGAAACGUACAGCAAAUGAAACCAAUAUUUCUCCAGAGCCAUUAUUACCAGUUAAAGAGGCUACUUUACUAGAGUUUGGCUGGAGAAAUGCAUUUAAAGAUAUUACUCUUUCCAUGGCGCACUGCAUAUCAGCAGCCAUUGAAGGUUUUUCCACCAAAGUUCUCCAACAGGAGCAAACAGAAAGAACCUCAGCUUCGAGCUACAUUAUGAACCUUGUCAAUGUCCCAAAAGCUUGUCUAGAAGGUCACAUAUUUGCCGAGGAGGAACAACCAAAGCAAGUCGCCAAGUUUUGUUCUGACAUCAUGGAAAAGCUUGACACAAUGCUUCCACUGGCUCUGGCAUGCAGAGAUGAUUCUCUUCAGGAAAUUAGAGGGAACCUCGUGGAGGCCUGCUGUAAAGUGGCAACAGCUGUCCUGGAAAGACUGCAAGAGAGAGGCAGGGACAUUCCUUCAGGGGCACCCCUGAAGAACCUGCACAUCCUCCUCUCCACGGCAGCCUAUGUCUCCCAGCAUUUUACGCACUAUGACAAUCUGAUGAGAGAGACAACUAAGAAACCCGUAUUCCUGGUGCCUGUCCAGCGAUAUCAGGAAUUCAUCAACACUCUACAGUUUCAGGUUACAGACUACUGCGUCAGAGUUUGUGCUACAAGCAUUUUACAGGAUGCUGAGAGCCACCACUGGGAUGACUACAAAGCUUUUUAUGAGGGGGAAAGAUGUUCCUUCUCCAUCCAGAUGUGGCAUUACUUCAGCUGGGCUCUGCGUCAUGACCUCUGGACCAUACUGCCAGCUAAGUUAGCCCAGAUGAUUCUAGCAGAGUUUCUGGAGAAGUCCUUGGGUCUACUUGCCUCCAGAUAUGCUCGGGCGUGUCCCAGUCCUAAGAGAACUGCACAGAUAAGACUUGAUGUCACAACAAUCUUAAUAUGUACUGAGAACAUAUUAUGGUCAGUUUGUACAUCUGUACAGGAAGUUUUGAAUCCUCAUGAGUUUAACAACAAUAACAUUUUUAAAAUCCAUACUCAUUGCAACAACCUCUUUACAACAUUAGCCAUUUUAACAUCACCUCUAUCAGAACUAUAUCAAACUUUUCAACAUGGUAUGGAUGAGUCAGCUUCAGCUUCAAAUUCCUUAAUGUCAUUGCUUAAUCAACCACUCCACUGGGUUUCCUGCUUGUCGCAGUUCUACCCUUCGUUACUCAGGCCUAUGUCAGCUGGAGAACUGAAUGCCGAGGGUCAGUUAAAACUACUCUUAUCCCAACCAUGCUGUAAAUGGGACCUGCUUCUGGAGACCCUGCUACAUGGUGGUGGCCUCAUACCCAGAAUCCUGCUGAAAAGCUCACAACAAGCUACUGGCACAGAAAAAGACCAAAAGGAAGGUUGCAGUGUGGUGGAAGCCAUCUUUAAAGUUCUGUACCAUUGCCACUUGUCUCCACAAGCAUUUGGAAGUGUUUUCAUGAGCUACAUGGAAGAGGAGCAGCUCUUGGACUUUCUAUACAACAUUCCAGUCUCAGUAUACACAGAGUCCCAGCCAGAAGUCAUCCGCUGUCUGAGACUGGCACUGAUGGACGCUGUCAAGGACACUGUGCAGCAGGUGAUAUCCCUGGUGAGAUGUGGGCGAAACAGUGAGACAAACCUAAACAAGCCCCGUGUCCCUGAUCAUCUGCUUCAGACCAUUCCACCGGCAUGGGGUUAUAUUCCAAGAGGAUCCCGAAGGAAAGAAUCAAAUAAAGGCUUCCCAAGGCUUGCUGCUCAGGCAGUAUCUAUUGUAAUCAGCAAGUUACCUACAGUGAUUGCAUGCUUGCCUCCCACAAUUAAAAUCUUCUUUUAUCUGUCUGAGAGAAAAAUGUCAAAAAACUUGGCUGCAUUGAAGAAAGCUGGCCUGCUUGUCUGGAACUUGAUUGUAAUUAUAUGUCGGAUAUUUGAGGAUGGGAACACCGUGGAACGUUUAACAGGUGCCUCCCUUGACAGAUGGAGCAAAGAGAAAGUGGCUUUAAUCUCUGUGUGUUUGGAAAGUAUUCUAGGAGAGAGAAGCAGCCCUUGUCAACUGACCCAAAAGGUCAUACUGAGCAUUGAGCGGCAAAAACCCAACUGGUUGGAGCACCAACUUCUCAAAGCAAGGACGCUGAGCAUCAACUGUGCAUUCAUGGCGGUGGAAGGAAGCCCAGGCUUAGAAGGAGACACCGCUCUUGAACUGACUGAGCAGAAAACAAACGUGAUGGUCCUGGAUCUCUGCCACAAACCAGGUGGCAGCGAGUACCUGAGGCAAAUUUAUCACAUCAUGCGGCUCAAUGAGGAAUAUUUAAAAAAACAACUGUUUGCUAUGAAUGGUUCAGAGAAAAAGCCAUUACCCAGCCAACCUCUGAAGGUGACCUUGUGGAGUGUAGAAGAUCAGCCUCCUGUUUUUAACCCUUUCCAUGUAUAUAAGAUGUUCAGCGAAAACAUGAUACAUCAGUCAGCCACAGCAACAUGGUGCUGGAACUGGUCAAACUUGCUACCAAAUUACCUGCGACUGGAUAAGAUGACCUUCGGUGCACUGCUCAAAAACAGAUGGGAAAUGAGGAAAGAUGAAACUCUGGAAGAGAAAGACAAAAUGAUGCUGGAACAUUUAAAACAAAUUUGUAGCCUACAGGACUCUUCUCCAUUAGACAGCACAGACAAACUGUAAUCUGCAGAAAAUGGCAACAGCUUUAUUUUAGGAAACAGCCUCAUGUGAUGGAGACUUUCACCACAGUCACAGGAACCUCACACGUGCCACAGAGUGCACCCGUCACCACAGAGUUGCUGUACUGAAAAGGAACACAGAACAUAAGGAAAAAAGAGGCUCCGUGGUUUUUAAUUUAAAGAUAAUUUCAAGUGUUUUUCUUUCCAAGCCUUUCUCCUUAUAUGAUAAAAUGAUAAAAACUACUGCCAUCUCGUGUUCCCUUUGAA